Glarea lozoyensis ATCC 20868 is the source of this 2886-nucleotide messenger RNA. RefSeq lists its product as uncharacterized. The record is from RefSeq and is a predicted model, not a curated record. Bases 1 to 2886 code for a protein of 961 amino acids. The transcript is spliced from 9 exons. Lineage: Eukaryota; Fungi; Ascomycota; Leotiomycetes; Helotiales; Helotiaceae.
AUGUUAUCUACAAGACCAACAGAUUUGAGUGAGACUAUCGCUUUGUUAUCCGCACUGCCACUAGAGCUGUUAGGUCUCAUCCUAGUGGCAGGAGGCAAAGAACUAUACCGUUCGGCUUUGUUUCGACACGUACUGGUGGCCCAAGUUGCUAGUUUAGUUUCCGUGCAAAAACAAAAUCUACGAGACAAAGGUGCUCGUCCAUGUAAGUCCGGCGUGGAAUUUCUUGAUAACCAAUACGCGACUGUUGAACCCGAGGCGGAUGUGGUUGAACAACUCGGUGUGGAUCAUCUCGGGCACCCCUUUCUUCGACCUUCCUUAGACCAACAACUCGAGCUAUGGGAUGUUGUGAAACGACCCGAAAUACGGUGUAUCAAUUUAUCUGGCUUUGUCGGUUUGACCUUUGUCUGCGGUGGUUCAACGGUACAUGGCAUACAUGCGCAUCAAACUCAUCGCUCAUCCGCCAUCGAUACAUAUUCAACUUUGACUCCGCGUGCCCAGAAAUUCGGCCUUUUACAGUACUUCCCUCUGAACAAGGGACAAGAAACCAUCAAUGAAGUAUGGAUAUGCACUUCUAAGCGUACGCAGAUCUUUUGGCCUUACUCACAUAAUCCAAAGUGUAAUUAUAUCCCAAUAGCCUGGGGUGUAGCCACCUCCCUGCUAUAUCAUGUCCCGGCUUAUGGAGGCUCUAUUUCGGUCUUCGGAGCGGCCUCGUCGCCUUCAAAAUCAUAUCCAAUACCUCAAUUGCCUAGGAUCCCCAACAUCGCAGAAGAACCAUCGAUGCAUUGCUCUCAGGCGUCACUGAAUGAUGUCGAGCUUGUUGAGGUUUAUACACACCCCUUAGAAGAUUUCAUGUGCAGUGGGAUCUUGGUACAGUAUUAUCACGGACGGCAAGAAGCUCUUGGUCAACGACGUGUCGGUCUUCCCGGUGUCAAAACUACAACUAUCACUAGGCCAUCUCAAAUUCAUUGCCAACCCUUUCGAACAGAUGACGGUCAUCGGCGGCUGAGUAUUAUAUUUUCUACUUCCGAUGGGCCUGGACUUGUCGAUGCCGAGAAAGGUUGGCAAAGUCGACCUAUGUUGGGAACAGCAACGUGGUCUUUCAAUUGGAAAAACGAUAUACUGCAGCUUUCCGAUGCUGAAUGGUGGAAAGGAAAAAUUCUCCUCACCAGGAAAGGCUGUUUCGGGACAUGUCUACUUUCCAACAUUGGCACUCAAGCACAGCUUAAAAGUCAGAACAGUCAGAUGGUUGUUCAAUCGUAUCAUACUACUUAUAGUAUUUUUAAUACGCUGGUUGGCAGACUAUCAUGGCAACGAAAUCUCACAAGUUGGGUUUACGUUCCAAUUGGCAUUUUGAUUAGUCUCGUGGCGUGUUUUGGUGUCAACUCACUUAUCGGAUUGAGUUCUGUAUCAUUUCCGGCUUCGGUGGCUCUUCUGGUGGUGCUUUUCUUUGCGCUCAUUCUUUGUGAUGUUGUGCUUGGGGAGAGGAAGACUAAGGCGCUGGUCAGCGUUAUUGAUAUACCGGCUGGUUGGGCGCUGAGAUAUAUCAAUAUCUUCUUUACGCCUUCUUUCGUAUUAUUACCAUUGAGUCCACCUAUAAGUGGUGUUGAAGUCGGUAAAAUCAUAGCAGUGUUCCUCAUCGGUUUCGUCGUCGUGCUAUCUAUAACAGCCUGGCUAGCACGCGGUAUACAGCUCCUGCUAGGAACAUCAAAACGAGCAGUAACAGAGCGGGCAGAGGAAAUGGGCUACGAAGAUGACUCCAUUCCUCUAGCAGAAUCACCUCAAAGCCGUCUAGCCUCACAAGCCACCCUUUCAAACAAUCCAUCCACAUCAAACUUAACGCAAGACUCACCCACCCCACCCACUCUCGCCGAAGAUCUCACGAGCGACCUCUCCGAACCCCAAAGAACCCAAGAUCCAUCCUUCAUCCGCGCCACAGGCGGUCCCCCAGAAUCCACCACCACGAUCUCUCACCCCCUGCCACCACAAACACCUCUCCCCCUAACCCGUCCCCAAAACUGGGCAUCCUUCAUAACCCUCAACCUCGACCGCCUAACCUACACCCUCCUCUUCCUCUUCAUCGGUCUCCCAAUUUACUACACAACUUCGUACGCCAUGCCCGCCCACCUGACCCUCAACGUGCUCGCCUACUUCGCUGCCCUAUCCCUCCCCCCGAAAUGGCGACAAUUCCUACAUCCCGUGCUCGUAUCCUCGCUCAUCACCGUGCUAGGGAUCUGGAUCCUGGGACUCACUCGAGGCGAGUCCCUAGAUGAGACUCUCCAUGCCUAUAAAACGGGGACGAAUUACCUUUCUCUCUGGCAUGGGGAGAAGGACCUGCUGAGGCCGGGGGCGGGUGAUGUUUUUGGUAGUUUGCUAGAUGCGUCGAUUGUGGCGUUGGCGCUGCCGAUGUUUUCAUACCGACAGGAAUUGCGACGGCAUUUUUUUGCUAUUGUGAUACCGAAUGUGGCGAUUUCUAUUGGGUCGUUGUUUGGGUAUCCUGUAGUGUGUUAUGCUAUUGGGAUUUCGUCAAAGAGAAGUUUAGCUUUUGCGAGUCGGAGUUUGACUUUGGCUUUGGCGACACCCGCGACACAGAAUCUAGGAGGGGAUGUGAAUACUAAUGCUGCACUUGCGAUUAUGAGUGGGAUUAUUGGGGUGUUAAUUGGUCAACGAAUUCUAGCUUGGUUAAGGAUUCCUGAAGACGACUAUGUCACUCGAGGUGUUACACUAGGCGGUAAUUCUUCUGCAAUAGCGACAGCUCUCCUAUUAGUUACCGAUCCAAGAGCUGCAGCAUUGUCAAGUCUCAGCAUGAGUCUAUUUGGAAUUAUCACCCUGGCAUUGACCUCAAUACCACCAAUAGUUAAUGCAAUCGACUCUUUGGUAGAUUUAUGA